Messenger RNA from Crotalus tigris (Tiger rattlesnake), 1445 nucleotides. Its product is annotated as H-2 class II histocompatibility antigen, E-S beta chain-like. The transcript is spliced from 7 exons. Bases 30 to 869 code for a protein of 279 amino acids. Gene Ontology annotation, biological process: immune response; positive regulation of T cell activation; peptide antigen assembly with MHC class II protein complex. Gene Ontology annotation, molecular function: MHC class II protein complex binding. NCBI's taxonomy places the organism in Eukaryota, Metazoa, Chordata, Lepidosauria, Squamata, Viperidae. The record is from RefSeq and is a predicted model, not a curated record. Gene Ontology annotation, cellular component: membrane; MHC class II protein complex.
CUCUCUGGGGCGCUUGUGGGACGGCAUCCAUGGGCUCCGCUGGGCUUCCCCUGAUGCUGCUGCUGCUGGCGGGGGCGCUGGCCCGGAUCCCUGGAAGCGAAGGGGGCAAGGAGACCCCCGUCCAGUUCUUGGUGCAGGGGAAGUCUGAGUGCCACUUCCUCAAUGGGACACGGCAGGUGUAUUACCUGCAGAGCUACUUCUAUGACCAGCAGGAAUAUCUCCGCUUCGACAGCAACCUUGGGAAGUUCGUGGCCAUCACAGAGUUGGGCCAAGUGGACGCCGACACUUGGAACAAAGAUAAGCGCAUCCUGGAGGACGCGACAGCCACUGUGGAUCUCUUCUGCAGGUACAACUACAGGGUGUAUAACUACAACGCACCCAGGUCCGAGCGUUUGAUUGCCGAAGAGAUCAUGGCAGUCUUCAUACUUGGAAGGGUCAAGCCCACCGUCUCCAUCUCCUCCACCAAGUUGGACCCCGCUUCCCCCAACACCAUCCUCCUCUGCACCGUGAGGGGCUUCUACCCCGUGGAGAUCGAGGUCUGGUGGCUGAAGAAUGGGCGGCUGGAAGAGGAGGGCGUGGCCUUUGGGGAGGAGCUCCAGAAUGGAGACUGGACCUACCAGCUCCAGGUGUUGCUGGAGACCCAGACCCAGCGGGGGGACGUCUACGCCUGCCAGGUGGGGCACGCCAGCCUGGAGGCUCCCAUCACUGUCCAGUGGGAGCCCCGUUCCUCCAACUCUGCCAGGAUCAAACACUGGACGGGGAUUAUGGGGGCUGUGCUGGGGGUGGCCUUCCUGGCUGUGGGGCUCUCCCUCCACCUGAAGAGCAAGAAAGCAACUCCCAUCCAACCCCCUGCAGCAUUCAUGAGUUAAUCCUGGCGUCCCUUCCUGUUUUCUGAUGGGAAAGAAUUUUUUUUAGGAAUCACUGGUGAAUUUCCCCUUUGGUAAUUGGACGUUCAACAUGGUGGACUGGGGAGAGGAGGAAAAUCGUAGCCUGGACCUUCUUCUGCUGAGACCCACCAGUUGGCUUCAAAGGCUCUCUUCUUUUUGAAGGAGGGGAAACAGGGAGGGAUGGAGACCAUGUAGUCUGCCCUCAGGAACCCUUGGACUGCCUGUCACUCCAACCCCUCCCGCCCCCAAAUCUCUCCUGCUCAGUAGAGGCUCCCAUUCAGAGCAAUGGCUGGAACCAUCCACCGACAGCUGCUUAACCCGAAAUCCAUCUGGUGGUUGACCAAGACUGGGGGCCAACAUAUCCAGUGACAUCCCAGAUGCUUUGCAUGUACCAGUCACUCUGGGAUUUCCCCAUUCCUGAGAAGUGAUGUCAGGGAUCAACUGCUCUUUGCCCAGCAGAGCCCCAAACCUUUCACCCCUCCCCCUGCAGUUUCUCUAUCUCUUCUCCCUGCUUUAAAUCCACAGGAGCUUCAUCCACAAUGCUGUCCUCCCCCAAUU